Messenger RNA from Mesocricetus auratus (golden hamster), 1472 nucleotides. It is a transcript of the gene Sapcd1, whose product is annotated as suppressor APC domain containing 1. The transcript is spliced from 3 exons. The coding region runs from base 648 to 1112 and encodes 154 amino acids. The record is from RefSeq and is a predicted model, not a curated record. NCBI's taxonomy places the organism in Eukaryota, Metazoa, Chordata, Mammalia, Rodentia, Cricetidae.
UCCUCCUGCCUCUGCCUCCCGAGUGCUGGGAUUAAAGGCGUGCACCACCACCGCCCGGCUCCAGGCAGAUCUUUUUUGAGGCCAGCCUGGUCUAUAGUGAGUUCUAGGACAGCUACGCCACAUAGGAAGAUCUUGUCUCAUAAAAAGUCAUAAAUAGCCUGUGAGUUCGAGGCCAGCCUGGUCUAUCUACAAAGUGAGUUCCAGGACAGCCUCCAAAGCCACAGAGAAACCCUGUCUCGAAAAACCAAAAAAAAAAAAAAAAGUCAUAAAUAACAUUUAAAUAAAUUCAGAUUCUGCCUUUGGGACUCCAUGAGGGCAGCUGCUUGCGAGAGGCUCCACACAAACAGAUUGAAGGAUGACUCAGGUCAAGGGAGGCCCCAGAGGCUGAAAGACAGGCAGGUCGGGUAGAAGGCAGGGCUGGGGGCGGGACCAGUCCUGGCUCCACCCUUCCUACUUCAGAGCCAUGGGGAGCCCAGGUCAUGGUGGGCCACCCCUGGUGCAAGCGCCCUACACUGUUCUGCUGCUACCACUGGGGACAAGCCGCCAAGAUCCCGGGGCCCAGAGCUUCUUCCUCUGGGUGAGUACUAGGCCAGCGAGUCUAGGACAUCCCUCCCCAGAUCUGCCGUUUCCAAUCACUCUGGGGACCCAUGGGCUUUCCCCCUGUGCCACCUUGCGCCCAAGUCCUCAGUGGGCUGUCUGAGCUCACACUUAGUGACCAGGGUGAGCCCUUGAGUGUGGGCCGUCGUGGGGUCCUGCUGGGGGUGAGAGUUUUGGCCUGUGUUUGUCGAAGCCAGCUGCAGAUGAUGCAGGCUCUGGAGAGGGAACAAGAUGCUCUGUGGCGGGGCCUGGAGCUGCUGGAGCAGGGCCAAGCCUGGUUUGCAGACCGUCUAAGACAGACACAGCAACGACAGCUGCAUCUGGGCGCCCUUGGCCAGGAUUUCCCCAUGAACUUGGACUCAGAGGCCGACUCCCCACAGCUAACCCAGAUCCAAAAGGUGAACGCUUGUUUGCGAAGUCUCAUUCAGACGGAGUUGUCGGAGCAGCAACAGUCCAAGGGAGCGCUGGCUUGGCCAGGCUGCCCCCAGGGGCAGAGGGGCCCUACCCGUGUGUGAACCUCCCCUCCCAACACUGCUGAGUCGGGAGCGGGGCUGGCAGACACCGCACACACCUUACUUUAUCGUGACCCAGCAGCCAGGGGCUCUGGGCUGUGGCUCAGAGAAAUUCAAAAGUGAACUGGAGACCCCUAACAGUGCCCGCUGCACCCUCUGGACAUCCCUACCCUCACUCUGUCCCAUGCUGUGUGCAAAAACACCUGUCUUGAGUGUGGGGGAGAAGGCACCAUCACUGGAACCCUCUGCAGCUUAAAGUCCAGCUAAGUACAGAAGCCACCCUGGAUGCUAGAGUGAACCUGUGCUUGCGGGUGCCCUGCCCUCCUGGAAUAAACAGCAGCUUCCAAAACAUUAAAAAAAAAA